This is a messenger RNA of Cydia amplana, 336 nucleotides long. It is a transcript of the gene SIFa, whose product is annotated as neuropeptide SIFamide-like. Lineage: Eukaryota; Metazoa; Arthropoda; Insecta; Lepidoptera; Tortricidae. The coding region runs from base 84 to 296 and encodes 70 amino acids. The record is from RefSeq and is a predicted model, not a curated record. The transcript has 3 exons.
UGUGCUUCUAAGGCUCAAGGCAUCUCAACAAAAGAUAAAAAUUUAGAGUAAUCGAUAAAGCAAACUUUAAAUUGUUAUUCGCGAUGCAUGCCUUCAUCACUCUUUGCUUCCUGGUUGUCAUCAUAUGUGCUCUCCAUUUCACUGAGGGAGCAUACAAGAAGCCGCCAUUUAACGGUUCCAUUUUUGGAAAACGGGGCUACGUCGAAAAUGAUUCAACAGGCAGAGCCUUGUCUGCCCUCUGUGAAAUUGCCUCUGAAACAUGCCAGGCGUGGUAUCAAGCCUUGGAAAAUAAUUAAUUUUAUACAAUCUAUUUCCUUCGAAAUCUCCUAAAAGUAA